Molecule: messenger RNA, 2515 nt
Organism: Cucurbita pepo subsp. pepo (vegetable marrow)
Lineage: Eukaryota; Viridiplantae; Streptophyta; Magnoliopsida; Cucurbitales; Cucurbitaceae
Product: long-chain-alcohol oxidase FAO2
Molecular function (GO): flavin adenine dinucleotide binding; long-chain-alcohol oxidase activity
Source: RefSeq, a predicted model, not a curated record
GAAAUUUGAAGUUUUCUCUCUUUUUCUUGUUUAUUUCUUGCUAUAAAUAUCGCAUCCGAUGACACUGUCAGCAAGAUCCAGAGCGGAGAGUUUCAGUCUCAGCCGCAGUAGAAGGAAUCUCAAGGUCAGGAAAUGGCGAAAAUGGAGGAUCGAGAAGUUCGAUCUCACCCUCUGUUGAGAAGACGAAGAACAGAGCUCAGCCAUGGCUUCUCUUCCUCGCAAAUGGAAGCCAUGGCCGCCUUCUGUGAAGCUAUCAUUCCCCCGCUGCCUCUCGUCAAGGAAGAUCCACUCCAUCAAUCGCUUCUUGCAUUCUACGAAGCUUCCGCUUCUCAAGCCCCGAUUCCUGAUGAGGUAGCGGCGCUAUUGGUGGAUAGGGCUAAUCCGAAAGCUGUGUUUCUUGUGAAAUUGGUUCUGAGGCUUCUGUCUUUUAGAAUUGGAACAUUGUUGCUUUGUGGAUAUCUUUGCUUUGAUUGGAGAUGGCCUUUCGUUCUCAAAUUCUCUGAGAUUUCUCUGGAGAAGAGAGAACAGAUUCUCAAGGAUUGGUCUGUGGCUCACCAGAGGUAUACUGUGCUCCUGAGAAUGGUUUUUAUGAUCAUAAAAAUGUUCUGCUGCUUCAAAUUCUUCUCCAGGAUCGACGGAGAGUCGAAAAACAUAGCAUGGGAAGCGAUGGGGUAUCGUGUAGACACUCGAAAACGGUUGAAUGAUACCCGAAAAGAGCGGCCUCUUGAAAGGGGGUUGAUAGAAACUGGCAAAGAACAUGAUUCCACUCUUCUCCGGUCUCUUUCCAUGAAAGGCCUUGCAGUGACUGAGGAUCAAAAACACGGUAGCACCUAUACGAUCAAAUGUGAUGUUGUGAUUGUUGGCUCGGGUUGCGGUGGCGGGGUUGCUGCUGCGAUUCUUGCAAAAUCUGGUUUGAAGGUAGUCGUUCUCGAGAAAGGGAACUAUUUUGUGCCUGAAGAUUAUUCUUCCCUGGAAGGUCCAUCCAUGGAUGAACUAUAUGAAACUGGUGGACUUAAGUCAACACUUGAUGGGAAGGUUAUGCUGUUGGCUGGAACUACUGUAGGUGGAGGCUCUGCUAUAAACUGGUCUGCAUCAAUUAGAACUCCUAAACCUGUUCUUGAAGAGUGGUCUACCAUUCAUAAGAUUCCUUUGUUCGGGAGCUUCGAUUACCGAUCGGCAAUGGACGCUGUGUGUGAUAGAAUUGGAGUGACGGAGGGAUGUCGACUUGAAAGUUUUCAGAAUCAAGUUCUUCGUAAAGGGUGUGAGAAUCUUGGUUUGAAGGUCGAUUCGGUUCCGAGAAAUUCCUCAAAAGAUCAUUAUUGUGGCUCUUGUUGUUAUGGUUGUAGGGUUGGUGACAAGAAAGGGACUGAUUCUACUUGGCUGGUUGAUGCUGUUGAAUCUGGUGCAGUGAUCCUCACAGGCUGCCGAGCUGACAAGCUCGUUUUGGAGAACACGAACAACACAAGUCGAAACAAGCGAUGCUUAGGAGUGAUAGCAACUCCGCUGAGCAAAAACGUCACGAAAAAGCUUUAUAUUGAAGCAAAAGCGACAAUCUCGGCUUGUGGUUCUCUCCUAACACCUCCUCUACUGAUUGCAAGCGGACUACGUAACAAAAACAUAGGCAACAAUCUUCAUUUGCACCCGGUUAUUCUAGCUUGGGGAUACUUCCCCGAACAACUAUCCGAUUUCACGGGUAAAAUAUACGAGGGAGGGCUCAUUACUUCGCUCCACAACGUAGUCUCACAAGAUUCCAAUAGCCAUGCCAUAAUCCAAACCCCUGCACUUGGACCAGCCUCAUUUGCUGCCAUGUUUCCAUGGACGUCCGGGCGUGAUAUGAAAGACGCAAUGGUAAAAUACGCUCGAACCGCUCACCUUUUUGCUUUGGUAAGAGACAAAGGUGCAGGAGAAAUAAAGGGAAAGGCUAACGUAAAGUAUCGACUCGACCAAACCGAUAAAGAGAAUCUAAGAAUCGGUUUAAGACAGGCAUUGAGAAUCUUGAUUGCAGCAGGAGCAACUGAGGUGGGGACCUAUAGAAGCGAUGGCCAGAGAUUCCGAUUUCACGGGACAAACAAGGAAGACUUGGAGGAGUUCCUCGACUCGGUCGAGGCAGCCGGGGGACCGUUCUCGAGGGAAAAGUACUGGAACAUUUACUGCUCGGCACAUCAGAUGAGCAGCUGCAGGAUGGGCAGCACAGAGGAAGAAGGAGCAGUGGAUGAGAAUGGUGAAAGUUGGGAAGCAAAAAGCUUAUUUGUAUGUGAUGGAAGUGUGCUGCCAACUGCAGUUGGAGUGAAUCCAAUGAUCACAAUUCAAUCCACAGCUUAUUGCAUCUCAAAGAAACUUGCAGAGUGUUUGAAGUAAGAAGAAAACUUUCAAUGUGUUCCUCCUAGUUCUUAAGAUGUAAAAUAGCUGAGAGUCGAAUAAAUUUUAAGUUAAAAUAACGUUCUAGUCCUUGUACAAUGAAUUUUAUUCCAUUUUAGUCCUCGUACUUCCAAGAAAUUUUAAAAUUAUGUAAAUA